CUACUGCCACUUGUGCAGGCCAAUCUGAACCACACGCCCGUGGUCUCGCUGGGAAAUUGUGCCCCUGUCGAGCUGUUCACGGGACUCCCAGCGCCUUCGGCGCUGGACGUCCGCGAGCAGCGCUGCAUGGCUGCCAUGGCUCGCUCCAAGGGAACAGUUUGCAAUUUUUCGGAAGGAGACUACGUGCUGUGGUCGCGUGUGGACCAGCGCCUCCAGGGAGGCAAGUUGCUCGUGCGUUGGGUCGAACCCUUCCAGGUG
Phytophthora sojae is the source of this 258-nucleotide messenger RNA. RefSeq lists its product as hypothetical. The annotation marks the transcript as partial. The record is from RefSeq and is a predicted model, not a curated record. Lineage: Eukaryota; Oomycota; Peronosporomycetes; Peronosporales; Peronosporaceae. The transcript is spliced from 2 exons.